AUGACAAGCCUAUCGGAAUUUCCCGACGGGCUCCGUGGGUACUCUGCCAAUAGGCUGGUAGUGCGGAUAUUGAUGAUCAUCUUCACCUCUAUCGCAUUAUACAACGCUAUUGAAUUGCUCAUAUUGUUGUUUUUGACAUUUUCUCAUUAUCGUGGGCUCUACUUUUGGACGCUUUUGCUCUCGGUAGUCCUGGGAGUGAUCCCUCACGCCAUUGGCUACCUGCUUGGACAUUUCUCUCUGGCGCCAUUAUGGUUCACUUUGACUCUCUCCACUAUUGGCUUCUAUGUCAUGGUCCCAGGCCAAUCGAUGGUCUUAUACUCUCGCCUUCAUUUGGUGGUCCAGAGCAACAAAGUGCUUCGGUUUGUUCUUUGGUUGAUCAUCAUUGACGCGAUCAUUCUCUUAAUACCAACGACCGUUCUUACCUUCUGUACCGCAUACGUCUCCGCUCCCUCAAUGAUUCGCGGAUACAAUGUCAUGGAGCGGUUGCAAUUGGCCUGGUUCUGCGCCCAAGAGAUUCUCAUCUCGGGAAUUUACAUUACGGAGACUGUGAAGCUGCUCAAAUUGAUGCCAGACAAGGACCGACGGCGGACCAGAAUCAUGUAUGAGCUGUUGGCAAUCAACGCAGUUAUCAUAUUGCUCGACGUUUGUUUACUCGUUGUGGAAUACAUUGGGUAUUACUCGCUCCAGACCACGUUGAAGGCCAUGGUCUACAGUAUCAAGCUGAAGCUUGAGUUCGGUGUCCUUGGAAAGCUAGUCAAUGUCGUGCAGAAUCCUCGAUCGCAACCCACUUCGUCGGAUCACGAAGAAUACCCUGGCUUCGUGGACCCUUCCCAGUUUACAUCGGAUGUCACUCAUGCAGUCCCACGGGAUCCGCGCCCCGGGGCACGGAGAGGCUGGAACACAUUGUCUGUGGAGAGUUUGCACAGCCCUGAGCGCAGAACUCGUCCAUCUACCCGAUCGACUGACGAGACCCUGCAUCCAUCUUGA
Penicillium vulpinum is the source of this 987-nucleotide messenger RNA. RefSeq lists its product as uncharacterized. The record is from RefSeq and is a predicted model, not a curated record. Lineage: Eukaryota; Fungi; Ascomycota; Eurotiomycetes; Eurotiales; Aspergillaceae. Bases 1 to 987 code for a protein of 328 amino acids. The transcript has a single exon.